AAUUAAUCAGAUAAAAGACCUAAAAAAAACACCAUGACAGAUUCCGAACAUGUUCGUCCGCUAGCUCCAGCGACCAUACUUCCGGUGAGCGAUGAAUCCGCCUCCAACAUCAAGAACACUCACCGUCGUAGAAACCGACUCAAAUGCUUAAUCUGCGUCACUGCAACAUCUUUAAUUCUAACCACGAUCGUGUUGACUUUAGUUUUCACGGUGUUCAGAGUCAAAGACCCGAUCAUAAAAAUGAACGGCGUAAUGGUCAACGGCCUAGAUUCAGUCACGGGGAUUAAUCAGGUCCAACUGUUGGGGACAAACAUCUCGAUGAUCGUUGACGUGUCGGUCAAGAAUCCAAAUAUGGCGUCGUUUAAGUACUCCAACACCACGACGGAUAUAUAUUACAAAGGAACGUUGGUGGGUGAAGCGCAUGGACUACCGGGGAAGGCGAGACCGCAUCGGACUUCGAGGAUGAACUUGACGGUUGAUAUUAUGAUUGAUCGGAUAUUAUCGGAUCCGGGUUUGGGUCGAGAAUUAAGUAGGUCGGGUCUUGUGAACAUGUGGAGUUACACUAGGGUUGGUGGUAAGGUAAAGAUAUUGGGGAUCGUGAAGAAGCAUGUGACCGUUAAGAUGAAUUGCACGAUGGCUGUGAACAUUACGGGCCAAGCGAUUCAAGAUGUCGAUUGCAAGAAAAAAAUCGAUCUUUGAGGUAUACGUUACAGGAUCGGUUACGUUUUCUUUCUUUAUGUUUUGUUUUGUUUUCCAACAACGUGAGAUGUGCGGAUUAAAAUCUUCGAUGACAGCAACGACAAUAGUAUUUACAUGUUCUAGUUGUUUUAAUGUAGACUUUAUGCCUUGGUUAACUGGUUAAUCAGACUAACUGGUCGAUUUAAAAAUUAAUCGUGUUGUAUAUAUUUUCUAAUCAAUCAUUCUGUCUUUU
Arabidopsis arenosa is the source of this 931-nucleotide messenger RNA. Lineage: Eukaryota; Viridiplantae; Streptophyta; Magnoliopsida; Brassicales; Brassicaceae. The record is from the annotation of a GenBank genome assembly.